AUGAUCUACAACAACAAUACAAUCAGCAAUACGGGGAAAGAUUCAGCUUACGAAUGCACUUACAGCAGCCCUGAGGCCACUCCAGCUUCUGCCAGGGGCCUGAACUGGCCAUCGGCAACCACAGGGAAGCAUGAAGAUGGCUCUGAAGCAAUUGAUGAUCUAGCCCUAGGUGUUCAACUCAGUACAGGAUGCCAAUCCCUCAUUGUACUGGAAGUUCUGCAGAUAGCGUGCACACGGGCUGACAGAGGGACCCUGAGAAGCUGUUUUCCAACAGCCUGUGUGAAGACAGGGGAGAUGACCCAAGAGGACUCCAUUCUGCUUCACUUGCAGAGUUUACAGCUGCCCUUUCCCGCCACCUGGAAGUAUGGGAUUUUGGCAUUAGCCAUCCUCCUGGUUUUGGUGGCUCUAACCAUUUUAACCUGCCAAAUGCGCUACUGCCAGAAACUGAGAAAACUUGGGAGAAAGAAGAAAUACCUCAGUGAAGCCUGUAAGGACACAAAGGCAGAGAAUGGUAUCCUGGGGAAUAAACUGCGACCAGCUCUCCUUGACAUUGCUAAGCAGAGCCUUCCUGAUGUCAAGAUCCAGAAGCUCCAAGAGGAACUGGACAAGCUGGGUACAUGCCUUUCCCCCUCCUGCACCAGCAGCAAGAACCUGGAGAGCAUGGGCAGCAAUGCAGAAUUCCUGGAGAGCUCCCAGGGCAGGCUGAGAUUCUCCCUCUUCUAUCACAGGGAGCGACUUGAGCUGCUCUUGACGGUCAUUGCAGUGACAGGCCUGCCCAGUCGAGGGUGUGCUGACUCCGCUGUUCGGGUCCGGCUGCUGAGGCAGGUCCCAUCUCACAUCUCUGGCCUCCAGUGCAUGGUCCACGAGUGGCAAACACAGGUGGUGAAGAACUGCAGGAAACCUGCCUUUGGUGACCAGUUUGUCUGCUCCUUGCAGGAGACUGAGUUGGAGAAGAGCACUGUGAAGCUGGAGGUUAAACACUUCAACAAGUAUUCCAGACAUACCGUGCUGGGGGAAGUGAGGCUAACCCUCAGCAAGCUAAAGGCCUCCCAACCUAUGGAGUUCUGCGAGGCACUACAGAAGACUACAAAGGACCUUGUUGGAGAAGUCCUUGUGUCACUGAAGUGUCUCCCCAUCUCUCAGAAGAUAGAAAUUGGGCUGCUCAAGGUCAAAACUACCUCCGUAUGCAGCAGUCCAGAGAAGAAUGUAUAUGCGAGAAUAAACAUCUCCUGCAAUCUCCACAAACAGAAGCACCAGAAAUCCAGCCCCAGGGCCCAAACCUCAGUCAUGAUCUUCAACGAGACUUUCCUCUUCCAUCUUGCUGAGCCUGUUGCUGGGGCCUACACAGUCCUGGUUUCUGUUUAUGAAAUGAGCUCCAGAGCCAGAGGCCGCAGCAGGCAGCUCAUUGGACAGGCUGUCCUGGGGAAGAGGAGCCCCAGCGAAGCCAAUGACCACUGGGCCCUCAUGAUGCAGUCUGUCCAGCAGCCUGUGGCUAAGUGGCAUCCUCUGCUACUUUAGAAGGAGGAUUUUGCACCACUUCCAUGAUGUAGAAACUGGCCAGAUUUUCUCCAUGGCAUCGGGCCCAACAGCGGUCGAAGUGGGUACCUUCCAGAGAUGGGUAAUAGCCUGAAGUUCCUGGUUAGAACAGCACUAACUGAAGUAACUGUGCUACUUGUAACAAAAGUUGCUGAUACAUUCACUUCCCUCCCUCGCUGCUGCUGUGAGAGAGAGUGACUUUCCAUCCCUGCCAAGUCCCACUGUGAUUUGAUUAACAAUACCAUUGCCACAGCACCGAGAGGCUGCAACUGAGACCAGGGCCCCACUGCACUAGGUGCUAUGUACACACAUACACACACACACACGCCCUGAGGAGUUUACAAUCUGAACAGACAAGGGAAGCAAUGGGUGGGAAGAAAGGAGUAUUAUUAUCCCCAUUUGACAAAUGGGGAAUUGAGGUAUACCUAGAUUAAGUGACAUGUCCAAGGGUACACAGGGACUCUGUGACAGAGCGGGAAUUUGAACCCAACAUCUCCUGAGACCCAGUCCAGUGCCUCAAUCAUCCUUCCUCUCCUUCCCCUUUCUUUGCCUGGGAUGUGGCACUUUCCCAGCUUUGGGAUCUCCCACAUGGGAAGCAGCUGGGCUUAUCUGAGAGAAGGCACCCAGGCCUUGCCACCAGUGCCUCCCUUCACUUACACGCAUGUAGAUUGCCUGUGGGAUGGAUGAAUACAAGACCUUGGCAUCCCAGGCUGUCAGACACUUUCCUUCAGUGAUACUGGCAUGUUAAAAACAAACACCCUCUGUGUAAAUGCAGCCCCCUCUCACCUGCUGAAGAUAAAUGAAACAGACCAGACCUUGUAAACAAGAGCAGAGCCUGCUGAAGUAGGAGCAACCUGCACACUUUGUCCUUGCUGCCAUUUCAGGAAAGGUCUGUUCCCUGGGGCCACCACCACAGCUGGAGAGCUGCCUGCUGCUAAAUUUGGAUGAAUGGUUGUGAUCCAUCUCCAGCAAAUGUGUGUGUGUGUUCAGUGCUCUCCUGAAGUGGCUAGGAGGCAUGGUGUUGCAUCUAAAGCUCAUUAAUGCUUGUAAACUGUUUCCUUCUCAGGAUAUCACCACUUCCCUGCACCGCAUGUUGUGGUGGAAGUGGCCACUGUUCUGGGACUUCAGGCUUCUGCUUAAUUUAGUCUCCCAGCAAACAGCACCCCCUGGUAGAGACAUGGCAGCACAACCUCACCUUGUAUGGCUUUUGAAAUGGAUCAGACCCAACAUCCAUCCAUUUAGUCCUGUAUCUGGCCUCUGACAGUGGCCAGCACCAGCUAUUUCAGUGGAAGCUGUAAGAACCCUGCAGUGAGCAGAUGUGGGAGAAUCUGACCCCCACAUUAGGUCUCACCUGGAUCUCUAUCAGUUAGAAAAUGGUUUAAGCCCUGAUGCAUGAGGCUCCAUAGCCUUUCCAAAAUUUGUUGUCAUUAAUGAUAAGAAUUCUGGAUAUUCUUGAUCGUGAUAUUCUUAAACGUGUCUUAUCCCGUUUUGAAUCUUGGUAUGUUCUUGCCUCAGUGAUGUCCCGUGGCAGUGAGUUCCACAGUUAUAAAAAAAGUAUUUCCUUUUAUUGGUUUUGAAUUUCCCACCUUUUAAUUUCAUUGCAUGUCCUCUGGUUCUUGUAUGAUGAGACAGGGAGAACAGACGCUCCAAAUCUGUCUUCUCUGUCUCAUUAAUUAUUUUAUAUACUUUUAUCAUGUCCCCUCUUACUCAUCUCCUUCCUAAAGUGAACAAUCCCACUCUUCAAUCUCUCUCCAUAGGACAAUCUCUCCAGGCUCUUCAUUGAACCUUCAUUGAACCUAGAUCUGCACCAUCCUUUUGAGAUGGUGUGACCAGUACUCCACACAGUAUCCAGAUAAGGUCACACCAUUGCUUUAUAUGAGGGCAUUAGAAUAUUCUCUGUAUUAUUCACCAUCCCAUUCCUUAUACAGCUUAACAUUGUGUUAGCUUUUGGGACUGUAGCUUCACAUUGAGCAGAGGUUUUCAUUGAGUUCUCUAUAUGGACACCAAGGUCCCUUUUCGAGCUGACACAGUUAAAUUAGAAUCCUGCAAGGUCCACAAGCAGUUGAAACUUUCCCUUCCAAGGUGCAUUACUUUGCAUUGAUCAACACUGAAUUUCAUUUGCCCUCAUGCUGCUCAUUCUCCUGGCUUGGUUAGGUCCCUCUGAAGUUCCUCUCAAUCCUCUCUGGUCCUGACGAGCAAAAUGUUGCUACCACACUACUUGCCCACCUACCCCCAUCUUUCCAGAUCAUUAAAUACACUAAACACAGGACCUAGUAUGGAAAUUUACAGCCCCCACUUUUGAAAUGAUGAACAUUAAUCAUUUAAUCCUACUCUUUGCUUUCCAUCUCCUAGCCAGUUUUUGAUCCAUGACAAUACAGUUUGCUUCUCACCCCUAUGACUACUUAGCUUCGUUAGUAGCCUCUUGCACAGGAUCUUGUCAAAGGCCUUUUGAAAGUUACCACAUGUAUACCAUGCUCCCGUGGAGGUAAGAGCCAGCAGAACGGCUCAGUCCUCUGUCCUCUACCAUCUAAUCUAGGGGGCAGUAUUCUGCCACCAGCUCCCAGCCCACUCGCUGCUUGCUCUCCGCUCAGAUGCCAGCUGUGAUGCUGGUGAAUAUGGGCACUGAUCUGCUAGGGACUCUUUCCCAAAAGGCAAGGGAAGGGUGACUGGAUUGGCAUAUGGAGCAAACAUAUCAGCAUGUCACUGACUGAGCUUGCUCCAUAGACAUUACCCGGUUCCGACAAGUACUGUAACCUCCAGGCUAUUCACCCUGAUGGGAUGGUGACACAGGCCCAUCAGCCUGGAAGCUAUUUCAGGAGCACUUCAGCACACUCCAAGCCCUGCUACAAGAUGCCUGAAGCUCCAGCAUAAUCAGGACUGGUCCAUGGACAUCAGUUCCAGUGCUGAACCUAGUUAUUUGAGCAACAGGAAAACAAGAGUGACUACAUUACAUUAACACCACCACCUGGCACCAUAUAGCCACAACCUAUAAAAACCUUAUGCCCACAACUCCCCACCAGGAGAAGUGCUAGCCUGGGAACCCCUGGCACCAAAGACCUCAGCACAGCCUGUGGUACUGUCACAGUGGGUCAGAUACUCAGUACUAUCCCAGGGGGAGAACGGUCAGUUACAGGGAAAGCUCUCAGUGUUCUGGGCUCCUUUCAAAUGGAAAUGCUGGGCUGCUCUGGGACGGGAAAAAGGUAAAAUCCGUUAGCAGCUCUGACUCAUGGAUUUGCUACAGCUGGCAGCUGUCACCUAAGUCACAAUGUUUGUUUAAUUAUACCUAACGGAGUCUGCAGUUCAGGCAGCACAAUGGCAUCAGAUGGUGUCGGUGGGUAGGAUUGCUCCCGCAGCGUUCCCAGCUGGUGUUUCUCCACCCUGCCAGGAGCAGGAGUAGUAGAACAGCCAGCACAGCCAUAGUCACUGCUGUGGAGCACAAUACUUGAGUAGGGGACACUUCCCAGAGAGCGAGCGCUCUCACCUCCAGCUUAACAGUCACUGGCAGUGAAGAAUGAAAGAAUGAGCUUCAGCCGUAGCAUGUUUCACUUCAGACUGCAGCUCAAGGUGACAUCCCUGCGCUAGCUCUGAUCAAGCUGCCUCACUAAAAAUAGACAGGUUUCAGAGUAGCAGCCAUGUUAGUUUGUAUUCGCAAAAAGAA
Messenger RNA from Dermochelys coriacea (leatherback sea turtle), 5194 nucleotides. RefSeq names its product synaptotagmin-2-like. Gene Ontology annotation, cellular component: synapse; axon. Gene Ontology annotation, molecular function: clathrin binding; SNARE binding; calcium-dependent phospholipid binding. NCBI's taxonomy places the organism in Eukaryota, Metazoa, Chordata, Testudines, Dermochelyidae. The record is from RefSeq and is a predicted model, not a curated record. The transcript is spliced from 9 exons. Gene Ontology annotation, biological process: regulation of dopamine secretion; regulation of calcium ion-dependent exocytosis; vesicle fusion. The coding region runs from base 1 to 1518 and encodes 505 amino acids.